ACCACAAGAAAUAUGUCAGAGGAAUUGGGAGUGGAGAGCUGGGACUACACACCGAUCAACAUCCAGAAAUACUACUACAGGUGGCCCAUCUGCAAUUUCCGUUUUUACUUGGAGCAAAUGCAGGAAUCAAGCAUUAAGAGUCCUGCUUUCUCAUCAGGUGCCAAUGACACACAUGAAUGGUGUUUGAAAGUACACCUGAAUGGGGUCGAUGAAGAAAGCAAAGGUUACUUGUCAGUUUCUUCAAGGUUGCUCAGCUGUCCAAAGCACCCAGUAUGGGCAAAGUUCCAGUUGCAGAUCCACAAUGCUGAAGGAAAGAAAUCCCAAACAAUGAAGAUCCCAACAUACUUAAGGUUUCUGCAAUACCAUCACUGGACAUUCAGAAAGAUCAUCCUUCGAGAUUUCAUUUUUUCCCGGGAGCCUUCGCUUCUCCCAGACUCCAAGCUCAUUCUCAUGUGCAAGAUGAAUGUGGUCCAAGAUGACUUCUGCAUCUCUGGUGAGAGCACGAUGCCAGGGAUCCAAGUUCCAAGGUGCACGAUGGCAGAUGAGCUAGGAGAGCUGUGGGAGAAUCCCCUCUUCACAGACUGCUGCCUGGUGGUAGCUGGCCAGGAAUUCUCGGCUCAAAAGGUCGUCUUAGCAGCUCGUUCUCCAGUUUUCAGAGCUUUGUUUGAACAUGACCUGGAAGAACAGAAAAACCGCAUUGAGAUCCAUGAUGUGGAGCCACAAGCCUUCAAGGCAAUGAUGGGCUUCAUUUACACCGGGAAGGUACCAGACCUGCAAAGAAUAGCAGCUGAUUUUCUUGCAGCUGCUGACAAGUAUGGCCUGGAACGUUUGAAGGUCAUGUGUGAGGAUGCCCUCUGCAAGGACCUCUCCGUAAAUAAGGCUGCCCAUACUCUCAUCCUUGCUGACCUACACAGUGCAGAGCAGCUGAAAACCCAGGCACUGGAUUUCAUUACAGCGCAUGCUUCUGAGAUCUCUGAGACUUCAAGCUGGAAGACAAUGGUGGGCUCACAUCCCCACUUGGUGGCUGAAGCAUACAGCUCCCUGGCUUCUGCUCACUGCUCUUUACUGGGGCCACCCCCCAAACGCCUGAAGCAAUCUUAGAAUCCUCCUACCUCAGACCUACAGGUAUAUUCCAGAAGCAGCAGCCAGCAUUGUUACCCUGGACUCCUGGGUAGA
This is a messenger RNA of Mesocricetus auratus (golden hamster), 1176 nucleotides long. Its product is annotated as speckle-type POZ protein-like. Gene Ontology annotation, cellular component: nucleus; cytoplasm. Lineage: Eukaryota; Metazoa; Chordata; Mammalia; Rodentia; Cricetidae. Gene Ontology annotation, biological process: proteasome-mediated ubiquitin-dependent protein catabolic process; regulation of proteolysis. The record is from RefSeq and is a predicted model, not a curated record. Gene Ontology annotation, molecular function: ubiquitin protein ligase binding.